AUGCAAGACUACCGAGUGGGCAGCGAAAAUAAGUAUUUAAGUUGGGGCUAUAUCAGUAAAUUAUAUUCACAGCAUCGAAAAGCCACGAUAAAUACAAUGUAUAGUAUCUGGGUUUUAUUAACAUUCGCUACGGUCAUUAACUUUGCUCAAUCUCUUAUCAUUGAAUAUGAAGGCACGCAUAACAUAUUUAACGCUAAAUUUGUCAAUGUUGAUCUAGAAUUGUUAAACAAUACUGAUGCCAAUUACACAUACGACGGUUACAAAGUGUAUUACACUAAUGAGAUGUUUUUACUGGUUGGUUUGGACGAUAGUAUAAUGCCGUCCAAUGACAAACGAGAAAUCACAAAGGAAACUAGAGAGGAAUGGACCAACGUCAUUCCAUUGGGAUCUAAUUUUGUGAAAUCUUCAUCCAACACUUCUUUAUCCGAUUUGCUUUCUCAAGUUUCUAAACGUGAUGAUGAGGUAGUAGUUUCUGGGUUACAUAUCACCGAACGCUAUCUGAACAUUGGGUCCACUUAUAACAAUAUAGUGAUAGGCUCAGUUACCGCUGCCGGUGCAGCAGCAUUGGCUAUUUUGAAGUUUCAACAGAAAGGUUACAAACAUUGUGAAACAUACACCACACAGCAUGGUGCUACCUGGUAUAAAAUUCACACAUGUACCACUGGACAUAAUUGUGAUACUACAGCAAGCGGGAAAAUUGUUAAAGAAGCUGAUGAACAUGCUCUAACUGAUGCAUACCGUCACAAGUCAUUCCGUGGCUCAUAUUCCAUGAACCACGGAGGUACUUGGCACAGUUGCGUCGAAUAUUAUCAGAAAGAUCACCAUGAUAAGUCAUUCCCUGGGUGUCCCGCUAAGUGGUGUGGCUAA
Meyerozyma guilliermondii ATCC 6260 is the source of this 867-nucleotide messenger RNA. RefSeq lists its product as uncharacterized. The record is from RefSeq and is a predicted model, not a curated record. Bases 1 to 867 code for a protein of 288 amino acids. Lineage: Eukaryota; Fungi; Ascomycota; Pichiomycetes; Serinales; Debaryomycetaceae. The transcript has a single exon.